Molecule: messenger RNA, 2544 nt
Organism: Poecile atricapillus (Black-capped chickadee)
Lineage: Eukaryota; Metazoa; Chordata; Aves; Passeriformes; Paridae
Product: aquaporin-7-like
Exons: 7
Coding region: 1-1020 (339 amino acids)
Biological process (GO): glycerol transmembrane transport; water transport
Cellular component (GO): plasma membrane; basolateral plasma membrane
Molecular function (GO): glycerol channel activity; water channel activity; urea transmembrane transporter activity
Source: RefSeq, a predicted model, not a curated record
AUGGGUUACAACGCAGAGCAGAGCCAAAAUUCCUCUUCAGUUCUUGUAGAAAAGGUUAAGGAGAAAGACAGGCUUCAGGAGCAGAUCAAGGCUAUUGACAGCUCCACUGUUCUGGGUGUGCCGUCACAACAGGAGCACAAAAGCAGCCUUGAGAAGGCGAGGAUGACAAUAUUGGAGAAGACUAGGAAGGUGUUCAGGAUUCGUAACAGUACCAUAAGAGAGAUGAUGGCAGAAGCACUGGGAACAUUCAUCCUCAUGGUUUUUGGCUUAUCUUCUGUGGCACAAGUGGUAUUGGGAAAAGGAAACAAUGGUCAGUAUCUGAGCAUCAAUCUGGCAUUUGGGAUUGGUACUACCUUGGGCGUCUAUGCGGCUGGAGGAGUAUCUGGAGCUCAUCUGAAUGCCGCCAUCACCAUUACACAAUGCGUUUUAGGGAAUAUCUCCUGGACAACACUUACAGCUUAUAUAAUCGGCCAGUUCCUGGGUUCCUUUAUGGCAGCAGCCACCGUCUUUGCUGUCUACUAUGAUGCUAUUUAUGACUACACCCAAGGAAACCUUACAGUGUCAGGACCAACUGCCACAGCGAUGAUCUUCUCUACUUACCCUGCUCCCAAUGUAUCCUUGCAGGGAGCCUUCUUCACAGAGUUUACAGCGACAGUUUUGCUGAUCCUGGGUGUUCUAGUCAUCCAUGAUGAGAAAAACAACGCGGCCAUCAAAGGUGCUCAGCCCAUGCUCACGGGUAUGCUGGUCCUGGGCAUUGGUCUGGGAAUGGGGCUGAACACAGGCUAUGCCAUAAACCCCUCCAGGGACCUGCCCCCCCGGAUCUUCACGGCAAUUGCUGGCUGGGGAACGGCCGUCUUCACGGCUGACCAUUCCUGGUGGUGGGUCCCAGUCACAGCUCCAAUUCUGGGAUGUCUUUUUGGUGUUUUCAUCUACAAACUCUGCAUUGACUUUCACAACCACCCUGGCCAUGAAACUGAACACGAGAAAGAACAGGCAGACAUGGAGACUUCAAGACUGUGACAGCCAUGUGCUGUGAUGACACAUGUGAAGGGCACAGCUGUUUGUCCACCUUUUAGGUGGACAGAUGAGGGACUAGAUUUCAGUAAACCUACUCUGCUUAAACAGACAAACUUGGUAUCUAAGAUAUUGAGCAGACCUGUGUAGGGGUAGACCUGACUGUGACCUGAAGAAAUGAUUUAAUCUCUCUGUGAAAAAAUUUACAAAAAACACCAACCCCAAAAACCAAAAAACCCCAAAACAAAACUCAACCCUCAAUCAUCAUAUCCUGAAGAAAAACAAAGCAGAGCUACAAGUCUCCAGAUAUGUACCUAUUCAUAUAAAUCAAAAUACAGGCAUCAACAGUGGCAGAUACAUGAUUUAGUUAAUUAACACAGAAAUAUUUAUCUGGAAUAUUCCUUGGUAAGAGGCACCAGUGGCCUAGGCUUGCUUAAUGUGCAUAUUUGUCACCCUAACAAACACCUAGUUUGGAACAGCACAAAAGAGAGAACAAGGACAAUCUAAAAUAGAAACAUGAACCUGUCGGGUUGUUUGGGGUUUUUUAUGCGUUGUUUUUUUUUUUGUUUGUUUUUGUUUUUUGAUCUGAACAUUCAGGAAGCAUUAAAAAUUUACUAAACUAAACUACAGGGUCUCCUGAAUCCUGCCACAGUUCUUCUGGAACACGCUGGCAUCAAAGAACCAUGAGUGUACUGACACUCUAGAGUUGAACUACACCAACUACCACCACAAGAAAGAAGUCAGAGAAAUUCUGUGACAGCGUCUCCAAAAACCUGAACAAACUGCCCUCCCCUUUAUUUUUUUUCUACUCUGAAUGCAUGAGAAAUGUAAGAGGUUGCCCCUCUGCUGCAGGAAUUCUGCUACCUCCAGCUGAAUGAGGAAGUGAGCCUGCAACAGCCUUUUAAGUUUGAGGUGUCACUGGAUUAAAAGCAGAACACUAUCAGUAGCUGGCUGUUCUCACGAGGGUGACAACAGUCUUACCUUUUCUAGCAAGUGCUUACACAAGUAUGGUACAUAUGUCAAGCACACUACUGCAGUCCCUAGGCUGGGUGCCAUGAAUAAACAAUGUGGAGAUCUCCAAGAGUAGGAAGAGACAGAACAUCACUACUGCAAAGAAUUCCAGAAAAGGGCUGGAAAUGGCUGGUUUCAACGAUCAUUCCCAUCCCAAUAUUGAAAGUAUAACUGAGGUAUUGCUAGGACAUGGGGUGGGGUUGGGUGGGAAGUACUGACAUGUGUGCUUUCUCAUUAGAGCUCACUUUUUAUCAGUAGAGGAGCUACAACAGAUCUUCACGUGUCUCAAAAUGCACAUGGGCUUGAGAGGGUGCAUUAGAGGAUUUCUUGUCAUCUGGGGAUGGCAGAGUGGCUGCCAGGCAAUGCAGCAACGGCAUUUGAAGGUGGGCCCUUGGCAGUGCUGGAAGCAGCAAAACACACCUGAGAAGGGGCUGAUGGCUACAGAGAUUGUAGGACAGAAGUAGAACAGCUGCCACACACUUUAGUCUUUUGGCCUGUGUGAAAUAAACUGGAAAUUUC